This is a messenger RNA of Copidosoma floridanum, 1866 nucleotides long. RefSeq names its product Nucleolar complex protein 3 (gene Noc3). The record is from RefSeq and is a predicted model, not a curated record. Gene Ontology annotation, cellular component: nucleolus. Gene Ontology annotation, biological process: DNA replication initiation. Gene Ontology annotation, molecular function: chromatin binding. NCBI's taxonomy places the organism in Eukaryota, Metazoa, Arthropoda, Insecta, Hymenoptera, Encyrtidae.
AUGAAGCUUUUAGCAAAUAGGAAGAUUCCUAUUAAUCAAAUUAUGAAUAGUUCAGUAAGCGAACUUAAAUCAUUGAUGAGUGAACCCGUUAGUUCGCUCGCAGCCCUGGAAGCUCUCAACGGACAUGAACAUGGUCUAGGAGAGUUCUUUAUAGGAGUAGUUUCUAAUAAAUUACAUUUCAAGUCUUAUACGCCCAGGCCUAAGUCAGGUUCUGUGGCUCAAACAGCUAAGCUGAGUAAACAGGGUAACUCGUCUCCUGUAACUAUGGCUCACCCAACAACUACCUUAAAACCUAAGGUUUCUUGCCCUUGCUUUGAUAGUUCGGAUCAUAACAUCCUACUCUUAGUUACAGCUAAAGUGCAAAUAGUUACUCCGUCAGGACAAGGAAUUUAUGUGAGAGCGCUUAUUGAUCCUUGCUCUCAAGUGUCCUUAAGUUCUAAGGCACUCGCUCAAGCAUUGAACUUACCACUUAAAAAGCCACUGUCCAUGCCCGAAUUAUUGAAGGCUCCAUUACAAAAGACAACUCAACUGGUCCGUCCAUCCAUUACAAAAGACAACUCAACGAUGGCCUCUAAAUCUGCAUUAGGCUGUCGUCUGUCUGGCUCUUCAUACGUAUUGAAACAACGACCGCACUUGAAAUAUACAGAUGUCUUUUUGAUAUUACUGCAUAUUAAUAUAAAAUGCGUAGACUUCAAUGCAAUCUGCAUUAACGUGGAUAGUGACCAAGACUUGAAAAAAAACAAAAACUUCUUGACGAGUAAAAAGGAAAGAAUAAAAAAAAACAAGCUAGAACGCAUAAAAAAAGAGAUGUUAGAGAGCAAAGCAGAAGAAAACCAGGCAGUGAAGUUAAAAACAUUUACAGAGAUAAGAAAAUUACUUCUCACGAUGUUCUUUCGUACUUUAAAACAAUCUUACAAUAGCUCUAUUUUAUCACUCUGUUUACAAGGAUUAUUAAAGCUAUCGAGUAAUUUAAAUUUGGAUGUUUACCAAAAUAUUAUAAGUAAAAUCAUCAAAUUAUUAGAUUCUGGUGAAUUAAGUAUUGAAGAUGAACUUAAUUGCAUUCAAACUGCUUUUUUUAUACUGAAAGAAAACGCUUCUACAUUUUCUAUAAAACCAGUUCGGUUUUGUGAUCAUCUUUACAAAAACUUAUUAAAAAUCCAUGUUGGCCAAAGUGAUUUAAUUUCAAGCAUGAUUCUUAAGGUAUUGCAUCUUUUUUCUACGUGUACAAACCACAAUUUACGUGAAAACAGCACUAUGGCUUUUUUUAAACGUAUAUCCAUAAUGUCAUUAAAUUUACAACACAAUAGUAUUCUUGGAAUUUUUAGUAUCAUCCAGAUAAUCAUGCGAAAAUCAAAAAUAUCCACAAAUUUGUUUGAUACUGAGAGCAAUGUUGGGGAUGAAUCAACUUUACCAGAAUCGGACAGUCUUAACUACUGCAAUGCGAUUAGUACAAGCUUGUUUGAGGUAGUAGCAUGGCAGAAACAUUAUCAUGAGAUUGUAAAAAUGACUUCAAAAAAUAUAGGAUGGGAUCGUCUUCGUAUCAAUGAAUUCCAUUUGGCGACUGAAGUUUUAAAUUUAUGUCCAGAGAAAUUACAUCAAGAAUAUAGUCCAACAUUAGGCUUAUUUAAUCCAAAUGUAUUAAUGCGAAAGAGAAACUGUACCAUCUUAAAAGAAGGUUUUUUAUUCACAGAUAUUUUUAAUAAGACUGUUGCUAAUACUGGUAUUGAGAAUGUAAUUUAUAAUAGCUAUUUAGAUGUCUUCAGAGAUAUAGCAAUAAUAUAAUAUUUGUCUUAUUUACUAUUCCUUAUUAUAGAUGGUGUAAAGGGUAUAAACUAAGUUGUUAUUAUGAAAAUAGUCUGUCGGAAA